AACCUAAUUCCUGUCUCCCCACUAAUAUUUGUUUUCAUUUCUGCACUCGCGAGAAACGGACGUUGAAUCAUUGCUCGACUAAGCCUAGAUUAGUGAAUUCGCUAGCUCUAGAAUUUAUCCAGACGUGAGCAUCUUUGGAUAACCACGAUGCCUCAGCUAGGUGCUUUUGGGAGUGACCUCAAGUUAUUCUGUGUUAUUCAACUAUCAUUAUAAGCUCAGGACUGCCUGAGUAUUCGUCUAGUAAACUGGCAGUCCUUAAUGGAAAACUAAUGAAGUAUAACUGCACUAAACUCUGUAUUUAAACCAAGUUAGGAUUAUAUGUCUGUGGCUGUAGUGUUUAAGACUUCUCAUCAACAACUUCACCAAAAUCCAGCUAUUCAUAGUUAAUUUCUUUGUGGACUCAGUGAAAUAUUAAAACCGUCUUGAAAUUAUAUAUUUAAACAAAAAUGGAGAGCUUGAAGGAUGAUCACAGUGACCACAGUAACAUUAGUAGUGACCUGAACAGCGACGAUGAAGGGGAUCAUGUCAUGCUCUUCCCAAUCACAGACGUGGAUGUGGAUGCCUCUUGUGAGUCCCUGGCAGAUCAGCGGAGCUCUGUACAUCACAGAGAGCGACGUGAAAGUGAGGAUGAGCCGGUGAAAGCUUUUAUAACUCUCAGAGAAAGAAGGCUUUUGAAGGCAUACUCCAAUGUGUUGCCUGAUAGCAACUUGAAGCCUCUGGCCAUUUCUAAGGCAAGAGAGAUACAGUCUGCCACAAGUGUAACGGGUAUUAAACAGAAGACUCAGAUUAAGUUGAAACCCAAGUUUGAGAGAAUCAUGAAGAAGUUACGUAAAGGAGUUGACCAGUGGGAGAAGUAUCAUCUGGACGACAUUGACACUGAGCUGGCAAUCAGACAUCGUUAUAAUCCCCGCCGAAAGUCAUGGGCACAGGACCAUGUUCUAGUGAAGAUGGAAAAAAAGCCUUUUACCAGAGGGGCUAUGAGGCAGUGCUUCAGAGUGAAGAAGAAGCAUUCCUCUGUGUGCAACUCCACCUAUGGACUGGAUAAGAAUGCCAGUAAUUAUGUGGCCAAGAGUUACAUUGAGGUGGUAGACAGGGAUGUUUACUUUCAAGAUGUGAGGCUUCAAAUGGAUGCCAAGCUGUGGGGGGAAGAGUACAACAGACACAAUCCACCAAAAAAGGUGGAUAUCUUCCAGAUGUAUGUGUUGGAGUUUCCUGAUCGUCCUGGGAAGCCACUUUUCCAUUUAGAACAUUACAUAGAGGGGGAGUACAUCAAGUAUAAUUCUAACUCUGGCUUUGUGGAAGAGAAUCUUAGGCUUACACCACAGGCAUUCAGCCACUUCACCUUUGAGCGGUCUGGUCAUCAACUGAUAGUAGUGGACAUCCAAGGUGUUGGAGACUUGUACACUGACCCACAGAUACACACAGCCAAUGGCAAGGACUACAAUGAGGGAAAUCUGGGCCCCAAAGGGAUGGCCCUGUUUUUUCAUUCUCACAUCUGUAACUCCAUCUGUGAAAGUUUAGAUCUCAGCUCAUUUGAUCUCUCGUCCUCAGAGAUUGCCACUUGCAAGGAUUUUAUUGAAAAACAGAAAUUUAACCAGUUGACUCAACUGCGUGGCAGUGAUGACUCGUGUAUCUCUGCAUCUCCAAUGGACACAUUUGACUUGACCGAAAUUCUUGGUAGACAGCGUUCAUCAGAAUCAACAACCUCGGCUGAUGAUGAUUCCUCUGCACCUCUGAGCCCCAGCAGUGAAGAUGAACCAAUGUCUGUUGACAGCCCACUUGGACACAUCAGAACUAGAAUCCGCUGGCAGAGUGAGUCUGAGCAAGAAUCUCUCACCGCUGAAGAAGAGAAAAGAGCUUUCAGUGAAGCUCAAGCAUUGAGGACACGACCAUCGUGUGUUUCUCAUGAGCUAGACUUGAGAAGAUUAGCCAAUAGCAUUCGUAUUGGGGAUUCUGUUCUUGGACAGAUCCAUCAUGAAAUGGCCAAGUAUCAUGAAAUUGGGCGUUUCUCUCUUCAAGAGGAUGUGAUUGACUGGGAAUCAGCUCUUUACCAUGAGGAGCAUGCUGCACAGCUGGGUGUUCUGGAAGCUAUCAUCACCAUGGCUAAACUGUAUCUUGGCUUGCAGAGAGAUAUGUUUGUCAACUGUACAGUACAGCAAUCCCAGCAGAUGGUAGAUUUGGGCAUUGACUAUAUGGUACAAGCAGCUGAGGCUGGGGAGAGAAAUGCUAUGAUAUUUAUGGCCAGAGCUUUUGAAACUGGGGAAAACCUUGGUACUAAAAGGUCAAUCUCUUGGGAAGAUGCAGUUCACUAUUACCAGUUGGCCAUUGAAAGGAACGACCACGAUGAAGGGGGUGAGUUUGAUUCCACCAUGGCAGACCCUGUCCAUCAAUUAUUGGCUCAGCAGGCAGAAAUGUACCGAUCUGGCGGACAUGGAUUGGAUAAGGAUCCCCAGAAAGCUGGAGAUCUGUACAAUGAAGCAGCAGAGGCAGCAACAGCAGCUAUGAAAGGCCGCCUGGCGAACAAGUAUUUUAUGUUAGCUGAAGAAUGCUAUGGGGAAAUGGAGGAAAUAGAAUAGUUUGCUAGUAUCUGAUGGGACAGAUGUCAAGUGAGGUAGCCAUUCCUUGUUAGCUGUGAAUGUGGCUCUUUCAAUAUAGGUUCAUCGGAAUGAUCUCAGUCAGCAUCACUUCAUUUAUUUAUCUUUAACAGUACUCAGUUUGUUAAGAUUGAUACCCUCAUUGUGUUGUUUUAACAAAAUAUACAAUACAAAAAAAUCUUUAAAAAAAAAAAUGAUUGGGUGUGUCAGAAGUACUAAGCAACUUUGUUUUGGUAGCUGUUUAUUGCUAUGCAUUCCCUCAUACUCUUUAUAUUUAUCUGAAACCUUGUCAUUUGUAUGCUAUAAACGAGUUAUUUCAGUGCCUUUGGUCAUGUACGAUGGGGUGCAUGUUCUCUGCAAAAAAAAUGUUUUUGUUACCAAUGUUUUACCAUUUCAACAAAGAUCAAAUAAAACGAACCUCAAUCCUAAUUGUUUGAAUUGAACACAUUCUCAAUUACUUUCUGCUCAAGGAAUGUUUUCUCACGUUUUUUUUUUUUUUAUUAAAAAAUUUUUUUGUAAUUAAAAAUGUCAGAUGUUUCGAUUGGAGCACUGAAAUUCUCCUCAUGUCUAGCUUUUGUUAGUAGCCUACAUUAUUUACAUUGGUAUUGCUGCACCCAUGGCUGACUUAGGGCACUGACCUUAAAUCUCUUUUCAUUUGAAUCUGUUAAUCUUCCCAUUUGAAGGGAUGUCUGUAAAUUUAUAAGAAAACAGAGAAAGAAAUAUGGAUUAUCUGUAUGAAGUUUCAUGAGUUGUUUGUAAAUGGUUUUGAUUCCUAAGACUUGUGUGAGUUCUUGUGUUUUAGUACUUUUCUUGACGAUUAAAAACUAGUUCAUUUUACAUUAAGUCUUAUUUGGUGAUUUUAAUUUAAUUCAAAACUGUUUGGCAUUAUUAUUAAGAAUUUCUUGAAACUAACUUGUUUAAAAAAUUUGUGUUUCUGGCAAAGCAUUUUGUUUUUCCUAUUAACAUGUUUCUUGACAUUUAGGAUUUCUAAUUGAGGUUUUAUUGUUUCACACGAGUUGCAUGUGAGAACUUGAUCCAUUUACAAUUUUAAAACAUAUAUUGCUGUGGUUUAAAGCUGGUUUUCUACUUUGUAUACCAAUUAACUAUUUUUUUUAAUUGCCAUAAUUUCAAUUUGUACUUUUAUAAAAACUUAUUGUCACUAUCAUAGCGCAAUAAUAACAUCAUUUACAAAUCAAAAGUAGAUGACGAUAAAAUAAUUUUAUUGGUGUAAUUGGACUAAUUGUCCACCUGAGCAUUAACUGUACAAUAGUAGUGGUAUUUAGUAGAAUUAGAAAAAUACUUUUCACCUGAACUAUGUUUUUGUGGCACUAUUGCUCAGUCCAGUUACAGAAAUUAUUUUACAUUUAUGUUUAGACCUCAUUUAUCACAGAUGCCAUAGUUGUGUUUUUUUUUUUUUUUAUUUAUCUCAUUCAUAAUAAACUAACAAAAAAAUGUAUAUAUAUCCUUCUCUAUAUGCUUAUACCAAUUUAUGCAAAUUUUUUUUGUUUUUUUUUUUUUGUUUCCUAUUUUGUUGUAGUUAUGCAUAGCUCAAUUGAAUUUCUAUGCAUAUUUCUCUAUUUUGUUCUAAAUAUUUUUUUAGCUUUGUGAUAAGUUACUUAGAGUUUACUUUGAUCAUUUUCAUUUUUAUUUCAUUCUAUUCAACUUCACAAUAAUAAGGAUUCAUUUUUUUUUCUCUCACACUUUUCUAAGGUUAUCUGUGAUAAAUCGAAAUGAUAUUUUCAAAGUCCACUUACCUUGAAGGAUUUGUCUCAGAAUUAUUACACAUGAUUGAAUUAUGGCAUAAAAAAAAAAUCACCUUUCAUAAUAAUGAAAAUCUCUUGAUAUAUUCAUCUUUCUAUAUUCUGUAUAUCUCUUCAUGAAACAAAAAAUUCUUUAUUUUGUUAUCUUUUUUUAUUAUGUAAAUACUGUUGAACAUUGUAAAGUUUGUACAUAGAUUGACUAUGCUACCAUUGUUAACACUUGUCUCACACCUACAGUAGCUAGAGAAGCAGCAGGAACCCUGUUUGAAAUUUAAAUUAACAGUGAAGAAGAAAAUUAAUGCUUUUAUAAAUAUUUUUUUUAAUUUUUGGGGUAGUUAAAUCGAGACCAGUGACAUGGCAAUGAGCUAUUGGUCUAAACUGUUCACUGUUAAUAUAUUUUUGCAUUAAUUAUUUAAGAUUUGGGUCUAACAUGAAAUAAAGAAUCUGGGGGCUUACUUCUUUGCAGUGUAUUGUCUGUUGUGCGAUGAUUUCAUUUUAUCUUGCUUUUUUUUGCGUCUUUCUGUUUUAAUUUUUAGUUCCAGCUUUGCUAUCCAUCACUUUGGCACUAAUGCCUAUAGCUAUAGCUUAUGUUGUUAUUAAAAGGGUUCAAACUAUUUGGCAUACCACAUUGAUCUGUCCCAAAGAUGAUUUCCUUCCAUUUGAUUGCUAAUUUUAUGGCUUAAGAAUCAAAUCUUUUCCAUUUGUAGUUUAGUUUUUGUAUGUGGUUUAUGGGAUUUUCUUGUCAUUUCAGAUGAAUAAUGAAAUCAUUGAGUGUGACUAUGUUUUUGUAAUCUCAGCUCUAAGGUGUUCCAUGUUUUGUAAUGAUGCAAUAUAUAUGUUGUGGUGUAUUCAUUCCGGUGAUUUCUUAGCACUAGUGGCACUGUUAAGUUUAACAGGGGCGCUGGGAGGUAUCCUCGCUCAACAGGGCUGGUACCAUCCUCACUCCGCCACCUUAUAAUUAUUUGUGGAUGAUUUUAUUGUAUUGUUUAUAUAGUAAAUAGUAUUGUAUUUCCACCUCCGAGCCCAUCACUACAACAAAGACAAGAGAAACUUUUUGUUUUGUAGGAUUGAUGUUUGGUUUUGGUAAGCUUAAGUUUCUUCCAUAAUAAAUAGUAUUCUGUUGGUCUGUUUUUAUUACACGUUCAAAUGUAUGGAUUCACAUUAUAUUUCAACAUCUUCAUUCUUUUCUUGUUACAUGUCUUUAAUUUUGGCUAGAUGUGUUAUCGUUUUAAACAAACUUUUUAGUUGAUUUCAGUUACAACUUUUGCUUGCAUAUAUCGUCAAUAAGUAUUAUCACAUGGAAAAUUAGUAAUUUCCUAUUUCCAAAAAAAUUUAAAUAAGGGGCUUUUUGCAAUCUGUGUUUUUUCUUGUUAUUUUUUUAUGUAUUUUUUUUAAAUUUAAGUUAGCAUUUUCUUUAAAAGAAUUCUAUCUAUAUUGUUAAGAUGUAGUCUUAGUGAUAGAAAAGAUUAGAGAGAAAAUAUUUUGAGGACAUGUAAAAUAGAUUCUCUUCUAUCGACUAAUUAUCUUUUCACUAAUGACAUGACAAAAUUGCAUGGAAGAUUUGUUGUUGUUACCAACUUGACUGCAGCAUAAUUAACUAGUGUUACUGCACAAUAUGAAUGUGAACAAAUCAGUUACUAGAUCAAUAGUUUGAAGAAACUGAAAGCUCGACGAUAAAAUGAAUUUAGGUUGUAGGUGAUCUAAAUAUAACAUUGCUUGCCGACAGGUUUUUACAUAGCUGUCUAUAUUUAUAUACCGUUGCUUUUUUUUUUUUUUUUUGUAUGGUGUUAGGUCUCAGUCAACUGAAGUCAACUUGAAACUUAUGACUUUAUUUACUAAUUUGUUUUUUUUUUUUUUUUUUUUUUUUUUUCAUUUUUUUUUUCAUUUUUUUUUUUUAGUGUUAUUGAGUUUCUUGUUGUUUUGUUUUUUUCUUUCAACCUUCCAUUCUGAUAUAGGCCUGUGCUUUCUUUUCAUUGGUUUCCAGCAGGUGAUUGAAGUUGUAUCAUUGGAUUGACUGAAAUGUCAUUAUAACUAAAACCUGCCUUUCAAAGUGUCAGUUAAUUGUGUAAUCUCGGCUCAUCUGUUUUUUUUUUUUUUUUACGAAGCUUAUAUUAACUUUGUCUGUCUGAUGAAAGGUUUGUACACGUAAUUUCUCACACACCUAAUGUCAGAUGAAGCUGAAAUUUUGCACAAUUUUUUCUUUUAUCCGACAAAACAAAAUUCAAAUAAAAAAAAUUAACCGAUUAGCUAAUUAACUAUUGGUAAUUAAUUGUUUUGUUUGUUAUUGAGCAAGGGAAAGAAAUUGUACUUAACAGAUGUGGUAUAAGUUGAAUUAGUCCCCUUUAUACUUUGCAGAAAGAAAUAGGUCGUCGCAAUAAAAUUUGAAGCUAACAAUAGAUUACCAUGAAAGUUUGUGUUUUCAUAAGCCAUUCACUGGCACAGUGGUUAGUAUUUUUGCUUGAGGAGGCUUGAGUCCUCAAGUUUGAAUUCAGGUCUUUUUUAAACUUUUUUUUUUAAAUGAAUGCAUUUUAAAAGUGAUCACAAUAACAUUCACACAGAUACCCCCUUCUUUCUUCCCCCACAACUUUCCCAACUGGUCCAGACAAGUGAUAGGAUCAAAGCAUAUUGAGAAAUCUAAAAGCAUGAAAUUGCGGCUAAAAAAAGUGGGAGGGGGGGGGGGUAUUUCUUAUCUCACAAAUUUAUUAUUGCUAGUCUAGAUCUAUUAUAAAUUUAAUGACAUGGCUGAUCCAAACUAACUGAUGCAAUUACACUCAAUAGAUGCUUUGUGUUUUUUUUUAAGUAUUUUUUUUAUUUUCUUGUUUUUCUUUUAUAAAUGUUUACUUUGUAGUAUGUUAACAAUCUUUAAAGUGAUUUUUUUUUCUUACCCUGUUCUGUGAAAGGCCUAAAGUUUGCUUUUUUUAAAUCAAAGCUCAUUUCUUUAUUUUGAUUGAAUUGAUUUGAAACCACAAAUAUAUUGUAAUCAAAGAUAUUUUUCAUUUAUGUUUAACCUUUUGGUUUUAAUUAUUUUAUGAUAUUUUUAUAUUCAAUAUUUUAUUGCCCGAUUCUAGCUUUUGUUAAAAACAUCAACACUGGUUAGCUAUUCUGUUGUUGUUUCUAGAGAACUGAUGAAACUGAAAUGAAUCAUUUCGUCAGGCUUUGUUGUUUCAGCUUUUUGUGUGUUCUAAAAAAAAUCCAACCAAAAACUCUGGCAUUAGGCUGGCAUACUUAUGGUAUUAGGGUUGUCAAAUGUGAAGUUUUUGUUACUUUUUAUUUUGAUUCUUAAUUGAAACCAUUUAAUCUUUAACCCUUUCUUCAUGUUUAUCUCAUUCACAUUAACUUUUGUUGUUUUUUUCUGCAUGGUAUUUACUAGCUACAUACCCAAUAUAUACAUUGAAGCCAAUCAGCUUGAAUGUUUUUCCCCUACAAUGUUACAUCCCACAUCAUGAGUUGACUGACUUUCUAAUCUAAUAAAUGGCAUCUCUCCAAUGGUGUUAGUGUUCACUUGAAGUUGACAUCAAUGUUUGUUAACUUUUCUAUUUACACUGUAUAUUUUUUUAUUUGGUUUGUUUCUUAAUUGUUUAUUUCUGAAAUAAAGGUUGGAUUUAUUUCACUUG
Messenger RNA from Biomphalaria glabrata, 7968 nucleotides. RefSeq names its product eukaryotic elongation factor 2 kinase-like. The transcript has 13 exons. The coding region runs from base 447 to 2576 and encodes 709 amino acids. Gene Ontology annotation, biological process: protein phosphorylation. Gene Ontology annotation, molecular function: protein binding; ATP binding; elongation factor-2 kinase activity. The record is from RefSeq and is a predicted model, not a curated record. Lineage: Eukaryota; Metazoa; Mollusca; Gastropoda; Planorbidae.